CCCGGCAAAGUAUAGUUGACGGACAAACAUGGGAUCCUCCUUUGCAGUGCGGCAGAUUGGCUGGAUUGCGCGGUUCACCAGCUGCUCUCUGUCUGGUUCAGUCCUGUGUCCGAGAUGCCACCAACCGCCUCUCUGUCUCACAAGAAGACUUUGCUCCUCCGCCGCAGACAACAUCCCCCACAACCAAGAACCCAGGGUGGAGCUUUCUCUGCGUGGAUUACUUGAUAUGGGCUUCACCGACACCCAAGCAGAACACAUUUACGACACAGUUGGCAAAAGCAGAGGAGAAAGUACUGCAAAACACACGUUAUCAACCCUGUCAGCUCUGAUUGUCCUCGGCCUUAAUCCAUCAAGUGUCCUGAAGCUGUUAGAAAAAUGUCCUGAAUUGUACAGUAUCAAGGAAGCACAACUGCAACAGCGCAUUGCAAAUCUGAGAAAAUUAGGCCUAGUUGAAGGCAGUCUACAGAGAGUCGUGGCCCAUCACCCUCAGAUCCUGACCAUGAAAGUGAAGAAAAUCAACAGCACGGUGAUGUUUCUUAAAGAGAAGUGUCUCUUUACAUCGCAACAGGUCACAGAUAUUCUCCGAGACAGUCCAACUAUAAUACAAGAGGACAUGGCUCAGAUUCAGUACAAGUUUCAGUAUGUUUAUUUUCGAAUGGGAGUCAAACAGGCUGAGAUGGUCAAAUCCAGGCUGUUCCGUUUUACUCUGGAUGAAGUGCGGAAUCGCCACUGUUUUCUGGAGCGCAGGGGACUUUUUGAAACCCCUGACAAAAAGGGACAAACAACUAUUGUCAACCCGAAACUUGGCAGCAUCCUCAAUGUGGACCAAGACAUGUUUGUUACUCAAGUGGCUAAAGCUACACUCGAGGAGUAUGAUGUUUUUCAGAGACUAAUAGCAAGAGAAUAUCAGGAGGAAGAGCACCUGACAGACUUUGACAGCAUCAGUGACGAUGAUGAGGCUGUGGAGGAGGAAGACAGGAAUAAGGGGAAAAUGGGAUACAUGAAGAGGAAAAAGAAGUUACCCCACGAAACCUAAAAUUUAAGAUAAAAAUAAAAUAUAAAAU
This is a messenger RNA of Periophthalmus magnuspinnatus, 1064 nucleotides long. RefSeq names its product mitochondrial transcription termination factor 4 (gene mterf4). Gene Ontology annotation, biological process: regulation of DNA-templated transcription. The transcript has 4 exons. Gene Ontology annotation, molecular function: double-stranded DNA binding. NCBI's taxonomy places the organism in Eukaryota, Metazoa, Chordata, Actinopteri, Gobiiformes, Gobiidae. Bases 29 to 1036 code for a protein of 335 amino acids. The record is from RefSeq and is a predicted model, not a curated record.